AUGGCUUCUUUCCCAAUGAUGAUGUUUCUCAUAAUUCUGUUGCUACCACACAUGCUUGCUGAAGGAAGGGUUCUGAUUCAGAUUCAGACAGAACUCACCAUAUCUGCUGAUCACAAGAAUAUCUUUGACCUGGUUAAAUGCCUUCUUGAAAAAGUAAUUUUGAAAUAUUCCAACAAAUUUUGCAAGGCUCCAACAAAUACCAACUAA
Arvicanthis niloticus (Nile rat) is the source of this 207-nucleotide messenger RNA. RefSeq names its product exocrine gland-secreted peptide 1-like. Gene Ontology annotation, molecular function: pheromone activity. The record is from RefSeq and is a predicted model, not a curated record. NCBI's taxonomy places the organism in Eukaryota, Metazoa, Chordata, Mammalia, Rodentia, Muridae.